UGGAGCUGUCAAACACGUUGCAACGUCAGAGCGUGUCACGUCAAACUGUGUGUGAAAAACGAGAAAAAAAGCAAGAGAAAACUAAAGUGCUGAUUGUAUUGCUUCAUCAAAAGCUCCCCUUUUGGGCUGGAAUAGUUGGGCCUUUUCUCCCCAUUCAAAAGCGGACGGAACAGUGCAAUAGUGGAAAACCAGUGCCGUAUGUUUGCCCCACAGUAACGCCACAACAACAGUCCUUGUUUUUCCACGUAUUGGUCGCGUUGUGAUUACGCUGGAAUUUCCCCAUCGGUAGCGCGGACUGUCCUUCCCACACCCAACCCAUCCCUCCUUCCAAAAGGUGAUACGUGUUUGCUGCCAUUGAUCGACCCCCGGGGGAGGAAAGAUUAGUUGGCCUCAACCCGUAACGACACACACACACACACACCCCCGAACAUGGCUGGUGGAAGUUCGCCCUCGAAGGAGGACAUCGAUGCCAUUUUCCAUCGGUUACGAUCGCAGGCAACGAACAAGACCUGUUUCGACUGUGGAGCGAAAAAUCCCACCUGGUCCACGGUGACGUACGGCGUGUUCAUCUGCAUCGAUUGCUCGGCCGUGCAUCGGAAUUUGGGCGUGCAUCUGACGUUCGUCCGGUCCACCAACCUGGACACGAACUGGACCUGGCUGCAAAUUCGUCAAAUGCAGGUCGGCGGCAAUGCCAAUGCGGCACAAUUCUUCCGCCAGCAUAACUGCAACACCACCGAUGCGCAACAGAAGUACAACUCACGUGCUGCCCAGCUGUACAAGGAUAAGCUGCUAAACAAAGCCCAACAGUCGCUGCAGCUAUACGGAACGACGCUGCACAUUGACAAUGCACACGACCUGAACACGACCGCCAGCGAGAAGAAGGAGAUGGACUUUUUUGCGGAUUGCGACAACUUCGACAACGACACGGCGACGGUCGAACGGAACAACAAUCCCAGCAGUGGGCCGAAGGUCGAUGCGGAGCUGGAAAACAUUCCAAAGCUGGCUUCGCUGAGCGCCACGGUUGACCCCACCGCCGGUCCGCGGGUCGAUUUCCUCACCUCCGAGGUGCCGGUCGAGCCGGUCAAGUCAACGAUCGGGGUGCGCAAAAUACAACCCAAAAAGGGUGGGCUCGGUGCGAAGAAGGGCGGCCUCGGUGCAACCCGCGUCAAGACCAACUUUGCCGAAAUCGAAGAGCGCGCCAACAUGGCGGACAAGCUGAAGCUGGCGCCGGCCCCGGAGAAACCCAUCACCGAGGAGGAAAAGGCAGAAACGCUCGCCAGCGUUCGGCUAGCCUACCAGGACCUAUCGAUCAAGCAGCACAGGGAGGAGGAAAAGCUGAAAGCGAUCGAUCCGAACAAGGCGAAACAAAUCGAGCGGCUAGGAAUGGGGUUCGGGCGGGCGGCCGGUGUUUCCCACUCCGCCCUGACCGACAUGAAGACGCUCACGCCCGAGGAAGCGACCCGGAGCAGUGCGGCGUCCCUUAGCAAGGCGCUGUACGAUCGCGACGAUUCGUCCAGUGGCGGCGGUGGUGGCGGCAGUGGUGGUGGUGGUGGAGGAAGUGGAAGUGGCGGCAGCGGCAGUGGUGGGAACGAUUUUUUCGAUGACUAUUCCAUAAUCUACGGGUUUUCGGGCAGUGGCAAGGGGGCGGAUAUGAGCGAAGCGACACAGAUGGGGUUCGAUACGCUCGAGCCGAUCGACAGCAAGCGUCCCACGGUGAAGACGAUGUUCUCGCCGGCAGGCGGUAGCCUGAAGGGUGGAUCGAGCAGUAUUAGCGAUCAACCCACAUACAGCCGCGGAGGUGGCAGUAGCAGCGGAAGCAACUACAACAACAUCAAUAACAACAGUAGCAGCAGCAGCAGCAACAACAGUAGCAGUCGAAGGAACGGUCAACCGCAACCAGUCGAUAGCAGUGACGUUGCGCAGAAAAAGUUCGGCUCUGCCAAGGGCAUCUCGUCCGACCAGUUCUUCGGCGACGAACAGUCGAGCUACGAACGGUCGGCCAAUCUUUCCAAAUUCCAGGGCUCUACCAGCAUCUCUUCCGCCGACUACUUUGGGCACGGCUCGUCAUCGAUGGGAUCGGGCGGUUCUAGAUCCGGAGGAGGAGGAGGCGGACCGCGCGGACCGGCACUGCAGUACAAUGGGCCCGAUUUGGAGGACGUAAGGGAAAGCGUCCGGCAGGGCGUUACGAAGGUGGCCGGACGUCUCAGUUCGCUUGCCAGCGAUGUGAUGAACUCGAUUCAGGAUAAAUAUGGCUACUGAAGCGCCCGCGUGUGUGUACAGCAGCAUCCCGAAUGCUGUGGAAGCCGUGCACGGACGUGUCUCAUCUUCCAGCAUGGAUCACAAUCACAACACACUAUUGUUAAAAAAAGAAGAAGGCUAACAGCAGCAGCAAACUAAGAGAAAAACAGGACCAUUCGCGGUUAUAUACUUUGAUUUAGAGACGGUUCAUGGGAAGCACCAGACGGGGUGGGCUUCCGUUGGUUUCCGUUGGUUGUUUAGCGUAUGUUUAGUUUAUCUAUGAUGUGUAUUAUAAAGUUGUGCUUAUUGAAAUACAAGGCCUGUGCAUCUCUCUCUCGCUCA
Molecule: messenger RNA, 2580 nt
Organism: Anopheles coluzzii
Lineage: Eukaryota; Metazoa; Arthropoda; Insecta; Diptera; Culicidae
Gene: ArfGAP3
Product: ADP-ribosylation factor GTPase-activating protein 3
Exons: 7
Coding region: 430-2259 (609 amino acids)
Biological process (GO): COPI coating of Golgi vesicle
Molecular function (GO): GTPase activator activity
Source: RefSeq, a predicted model, not a curated record